UCCUAUCCCUCUCCCUCGCCAAAUUCACCCCAAUCCUUCACUAUCUCAAGCCCAAUCUCCUCUGGAGCCCGGGCAGAGCCCAGCCCAGCUCGGCCCAUUUACGCCCGCCAUGUGUUCUGUGGAUGGCCCCUUUCCUCUCCCCGGCGGCUACAGCUCUGAGGCCUGGUCCUACAUAACCUCCCUCUCCUCCUUCACCAAAACCCACAACUUUUCCCUCAAAAUCCUCCCUCACGGAGAUUCGAACUCCUUCGAGUUCUUCAAUGGCCUCCCCGAAAAAUCGAAAAACUUGGCCUACGAGCUUUACAAUGCCGACUGUGAGCUGAGUGAGUCUAUUGUGGUUUGUCACAGUGAGCCUGGAGCUUGGUUUCCUCCUCUGUUUCAGACUCUGCCAUGUCCACCUACAGGGUAUCAAGAGCCAUUGUUCGUCGUGGGAAGAACUAUGUUUGAGACCGAUCGGAUUAAUCCGAACCAUGUCGAGAGAUGCAACCGAAUGGAUAAGAUUUGGGUGCCGUCAGAGUUUCAUGUGUCAAUGUUUGUUGACAAUGGAGUCGAUGAAUCUAAGGUUGCGAAGCUCGUUCAGCCUGUCGAUGUUGAGUUCUUCGAUCCGUCGAAGUAUCAAGCGUUUGCUCUUGAGUCAAUAAAGCCAGUGGUAGGCUCGAGGUGCGGCGACAAUAAGGAUUUUGUUUUCCUCAGCGUUUUCAAAUGGGAGCAGAGAAAAGGAUGGGAUGUGCUACUAAAAGCAUUUCUUUCAGAAUUUUCGAGGUCUGAUUGUGUGUCUUUGUACUUGUUGGUUAGUGCAUACCACUCCGAUACGAAAUUUGGCGCCAAGAUUUCGAAUUUUGUCAAACAAACCGGUUUAGUACCCCCGGCUGACGGGUGGGCCGGGGUCCACGUCAUCAAUGUACACGUUGCGCAAUCUGAUUUGCCGAGACUGUACAAGGCGGCGGAUGCCUUCGUGCUUCCGACGAGGGGAGAAGGAUGGGGGAGGCCGAUAGUGGAGGCGAUGGCGAUGGCGUUGCCUGUAAUUGCGACGAACUGGUCGGGGCCCACGGAGUACUUGACGGAGGAGAAUGGGUACCCGUUGCCCAUCGACGAGAUGAGUGAGGUUUCGGAUGGGCCGUUUGUGGGCCACAAAUGGGCCGAGCCAUCGAGUGAGAGGUUGAGGGUUUUGAUGAGGAGGGUUGUGAGUGAUAGGGAGGAGGGGAGGAGACGAGGGAGGAGGGCGAGGGAGGAUAUGAUGAAGAGGUUUUCGCCAGAGGUUGUGGGGAGAAUUCUUGCCGAUGAGAUUUUGGGUAUAGUUAGGAUGCUUGGUUGAAGGAAGUGGAUUGAAGAUGAAGUAUUGAUUUGCUUGUUCUCGUUUGGCUCGUAGAGUUUUGAGGUAGUGUUACUAUAGGAUUGAUGCAAGUGAGUUUUAACUGAAUUUGGAUGCAGAUGUGGGUGAAAUUUCUGUGUUGUAUGCUCUGUUUGUAAUCGAAUUCUGGCUGAUUCAGAUGAAACAUGCACUGAACAACUUUAUAGAACUUUCAAAAUUCUUCUUUUAUUUGGAAUUUUGCAGCAACACUAAUUUUGC
This is a messenger RNA of Asparagus officinalis (garden asparagus), 1570 nucleotides long. RefSeq lists its product as uncharacterized. NCBI's taxonomy places the organism in Eukaryota, Viridiplantae, Streptophyta, Magnoliopsida, Asparagales, Asparagaceae. The record is from RefSeq and is a predicted model, not a curated record.